GAGUAAACAAAUACAGCUGGCAAUAUCGCAAAAAUAAAUUAACCCCGCCGUCAAAUACAAAUAUUGCGGCUAUACAUUUUGUUGAAGAGUAAACAAAUCCAGCUGAUCUGGAAAUUGUUUAGAUUUCUUGUAAUUUCUAUUAGGGAAAACAUGUCCCUAGGCUAUUCAUUUUUAGGUUGUCCCUUAUUGGUAAACAUCGACAACAAGGAAAUACUUUAUGAAAUUCUAAAUUACUCAGUGGAUGUGCUGCUCGGAAAUAGCGAUGAACACCAAAUGGAAAAACACUGUCAUAAAUAUGGAUUCCAGAAUGUUUACGAUUUUAUGUUGAUGACACGAAAAAUUGCACGCGCUUACAAAUCUCAUUAUGAAAAUGAAAAUUCGACCGAAGCAGAAUUACUUUAUGAAUUUAGCAAUUUAAGUCCGGAAUUUCAACGAUUAGUUCCAACCGUGUAUGAAGCGCGUAAAUCGGAAAUUGAAAAGUUUAUGCUGCAGCUACAUAAUGCUCGGGAAAAUCCUUUAGUGCUUUCGUUCGAUUACGAUGCUCGUGUCGUGCUUGGCGAUAGUAGCUUCGCACAAAACUUUCGAGAGAUACUUAGAUUAUACUUUAAUUGUUGCGAUGAAAAUGGAAAACAAAGUAAUCUACAUUUCGAAAUGGAUUUAAAUAAAUUGAAUGAAUUUAUUGCUGCUUUAGAAGCAGCAUUAGAUAUAGGAGACAAAAAGGAUUUUCUCGAAAAUGUCUGAAACCAAACAUUGUUUUUAUUAAAUUCGUACCAAUCAAUUUAUUGAAAUAUAUAAUGUGCAAAAUAUUAUAAUUAACCUAUAAAUAGUUUAGGAAAUAUAGAAUAGAAAUAGUUUUAAAAUCUAUAACCACGUUUAAAACAAAUUGUUUUUCCCCCACAAAUAUACAAUUUUAAAAAGU
Messenger RNA from Zeugodacus cucurbitae (melon fly), 919 nucleotides. RefSeq lists its product as uncharacterized. The coding region runs from base 151 to 741 and encodes 196 amino acids. The transcript has 3 exons. The record is from RefSeq and is a predicted model, not a curated record. Lineage: Eukaryota; Metazoa; Arthropoda; Insecta; Diptera; Tephritidae.